AUGAAAUACAUGUCUGGAAAGGAACAAGGAGGGUCUUCAUCUACUUAUGAGUCAUACUCUGAAUCUUCAGAUUCAGAAGACAAAAACGACAUUGAUGAUGAUGACGAAGAUGAUGAUGACAGCUCUGACGAUGAUGAUGAAGAAGAAGAUGAUGAUAGCUCUGAUACCUCUGAGGAUAAAACUGAGUCCACUGAAGAGAUUUCACUGACGUCAGAAGAAGAGAAAAAGUCGAAGGACGUCUCAAUGUCAGCCAUCCCUCACUCCGGGCCUGACUCCUCGCCUCCCGCUUCCUCAGAUUCUACAGACGAGAGCAGCGGAUCCAAGGCAAUAUCUGGCAGUUCCUCUGAUGUGUCCUACACCAUGAGUUCUGACGCAUCGGUGUAUUCUUCCUCGGAAGAAAAUUACGAAGGGAGCGGAAGUAAGAGUUUGGAGGAAGGUUCUGCAUCUAACGAAAAGGCUAAGACAAAGUCAGAGAAGAAGGCGAAAAUUAAAGCAGCUCAUAAGACGAAAAAGGGCAAGAGGGUAAAACUUGGUAAAAAGAGUAGUAAAAACAGAAUCAAUGUCAAUGAUAAUAAUUUGAAACUGCAUCCUUUGAGUGAUGAAAAAGAACACUCUUUGAACAAAAAAACUGCAGGAGACCAUUCAUUACGGUUGGAAAUGACUACUGGUAAUGUAUUGUACAUGGAGAAAGAUGAACAUCUCAAAGAGAAAAGUAAACAGCUGUCAGAUAGAGAAGUUCACUUCCAAGUCACCACUGAAAGAGUGUUAAACUUACACAAUGCAGCUAAGAAAGAAGAACCCUCUAGAAGUGCUGCAGGAUCGAACCCUUCAUCAAGUAGAAGGAAAGUUUCAACCAACGGUGGAUCAUUAGCCUCUAAAGAGAGACCUGCCAUGGAACUAUUGAAAGUGAAGCCAGCCGAUCCCAACAGGAAGUCUGAUCUUGAACAAGAGUUGAUUAAGGAUUACCCAGAGAACGGAACAGUGGAGAUCACAAACUGGGCAGGAACGUUUGCUCCAAUACACGGAGAGCCGUAUGUUGCUCCUCUUCAUCAUCAGCCUGAUGAGUUUUGGGACGCCAUUUACACUUCAAAGGACCCCGACCUACCUACACCGCCCGGUGCUGAUGUCAGUGAAGAGGCAACAGUAAAACCUCUCAAAGGUCCAGAGAUCAGCAUGCGCCGGCUUGCCACCAUGGUAAAUCACCCGACUGACCAUCUCCCUGACCCGAGUCAUUUUGGGCCAAACACCCAUUCUGAUAAUCAACCAGACCACAGUAAUGUUGAGGACACUAACAAAAUAGAAGCUAAAGACAAAAACAAGGGUACUGAUAAGACCGAUAAAAAGAAACCUAAACUGACGCUGAAAGAGAAACGGAAGAAAAAGAAGGAAAAGAAAGAAAAUCUACGAGGGGCAUCGGAAUCAGCAGCUAUUGUAAUGGCUGGUACGAACAAUCAAAACCUACAGAACCAGCCUUCAGUCGUGGUUCGCAGGACUUUGGAUGCACAUAAGAACCUAGUUCAUCCGCAGCUUUCUGUAGUCUCGCCACACCUCCCUCCAAAUCUCCUCUCUGAGAAUCAACCAAGCCAGGAUCAUCCUGAGGACAACAACAAAAUAGAGGCCAAGGAAAAGAACAAGGCAAAAAAGAACGAGAAAAAGAAAGCAAAAUCAACGUUAAAAGAGAAACGGAAGAAGAAAAAGGAGAAGAAGGAUAAACUAAGUGGGAUUUCAGACACAGUGGCAAUUGUAGCGAUGGCUGGAACUAACCAUGACAUUCCACAGAAUCAUCCCUCUACUGCAAUACACAGCAAUGUGGCUGUACAUGAUGAUGGCCUUAUUCACCCCCUGUUUCCGGAAAUAUCACCACACUUUCCUGGCAAGGAAGGGCCUAAUAUAGAACCCAUUUCUGCAAAUUUGCACGCUAAAGAUAAAUCUGAUGAAAGUUUAAAGACUCCAAGUGAAGAAGAAAGAGAAAGUGGGACAACCUACAGGCCAGAAGGAAACUACGAGUACCCCUCCUUUAGACAUCCUGAAUUUAAUCCGGACACAGCUUACGAUGAAAACGGCAUUCCCAUUCAUGAAAGUCCUGGUUGGACCCCGCCACCCACCCUUCCCGGAGACAAUAGGUUUGGCAAGGGAAGGAACCAAGCUGGGGCAGGAAUGAAACAUAAGGCCACUGGACCCAUACCAGUACCUCAAAUUGCUAAAAAAAUUAAACCGGAACCCAAAAAACUUGCUGUAAGUGUCACCAACCCGAAAUACAGUCUUCAUCCAGAAGACAAAAUGAUCAAUAACUACCAUGGACUUCAAGACCAUCUGGCUCUUUUAGAGCACCAAAAAGCCGUGGAGAGCCACCUAGGAUUACAUCUUGAUCCGCUUCACCCUUCUGGUAUUGGAGUUGACAAUAUUAACCAUCGUAUUAGAAAGCGCAAGGCUGCCGUCUCAGGAUCUUUGGAGUCUCUUGAGUCAAUUAGCCAGGUGUUGGACUCAGAUGAAUUGAAAGUCGGUUCAUCAAUCCAAAAUCUUGCUGCGGCUAAGGAAACUGCUUAUAAACUGACGGAAACAGAGCUGCAAAACAAAGAGGACAGUGCUCCAUUGGAAGCACUUAACCCUGCAUUAUAUGCUCAUAGAAAUAUGUUUGAAGCAAAAAAGAAACCCCAGAAACCUGAACCUGAAUUGAACCUGAACGAGCUGUCUUUAGACAAGUUACCGAUAAACCUGAAAAAAUUGGCCAGAAAUAGUGCUGAAGUGAUAGCUGUAAUUGUGAGCAAGGACGGAUCCAUUCCCAAGUGCCACAUCAGUUCCAGACUGAAGAACAGAGAAUUGCCUCAACUACCACUGUCUUCACCAGAGAUGCCAGAGAUUUAUAAUAAGAAAAAUAAAAAUGAAGGACGUAACCCUCUUCUAUACAAACACAGAAACAUGUUGACAAUCAGUGAUUUGAAGGAUGAUGGCAUGAGGAUCAACAGUGGAGAUUUGAUAAAACAAAUGUUACAAGAUAAAAAGGACAAAAGGCAAAAUGGACAGGCAGUACGAUUGGACGAUUUUGUGAAAGGAGGGCACCCAAGUCAGGAUAUAAGAUUUAAAGGUAGAGGGAGAGAAAAUUACAACCCAUUAUACCUGAAUGAAAGAAGACUCCUGUAUGCAAAGACAAACCAAUUUCAACCUGACAGCAAUGAAACUCCUCAUGCUAAAAGAGAAGUCAAAGAAGAAGCUCAAAACCCAGCACUAUAUGCUUACAAGAAUGUAAGUAUUGUUUUGCUAACACAAUUAUAA
Messenger RNA from Macrosteles quadrilineatus (aster leafhopper), 3273 nucleotides. RefSeq lists its product as uncharacterized. The record is from RefSeq and is a predicted model, not a curated record. The transcript has 43 exons. Bases 1 to 3273 code for a protein of 1090 amino acids. NCBI's taxonomy places the organism in Eukaryota, Metazoa, Arthropoda, Insecta, Hemiptera, Cicadellidae.